AUAUGAGAGGUCUGACUGUACUUGACUGUAAAUUACAGUCUGUAAUACAUUUGUCACCAAGUUUUUAAAAUCAGUUUAACAACGACAAUCAUCAUGAUUAGAUCAAUUGUGUUCGUUAUCUUAAUUAUUAAUUCAUUUUCUUUAAUCAAUUGUGAUGAAAACCUAACCAAUCCAUUUUUGAUUUAUACUAACUUUUGUUCAAUGGUGAAAAACUCUACAAUAGCACCUAUUGAGAGUUUGUGUAUAUCUUACGUUGGACUUGCAAAAACUCUUGAGGAUCUAUCACCCAAAAAUGAGUACGAUUUGUUGACCGAUUGCAAAAAAACACUUUCACCCAGUGAAUUAAAUAAAGUAAUUGAGUCUUGUUCUAAGCCUCACACGGAAGCGUCCAUAAAUAAGGGAGUAGACUGCCUCAAGAAAUUUGGUAAUUCCAAGAAGUUUUUGAGUAAGAAGCCGUUGGAUGCAAUCCUUUCCUUUAAAAAGACUCCUCAAGUAGAAGUUUGUCUUAAAGCCUAAUUAGUAAAGGUAAUCAACAGUAAUUUUCAAACUUUAUUUGUUUUUCUCUCUCUCUCUCUCUUUCUCUUGAUUCAAUGAUUUAACCUGUGAAAGUGAUACACCAACUAACGAUGAAUCAAUUCAACGUAUCUUUGUUGCACAAUCUUCACAUACAAGUCAAAUUUAAUUGUUCCAAUGAUAAUUAUGAUAUAAUAUUAAAACACGUUAAUUGAAAUUUUUCUUCAAUUUUGUUUGUUCGCAAACAUUCAACCAAACGUAUGGUAAACAAUUAAGGAUUUAACUCAAUUUUCACUUCAAAUAUA
Molecule: messenger RNA, 818 nt
Organism: Panonychus citri (citrus red mite)
Lineage: Eukaryota; Metazoa; Arthropoda; Arachnida; Trombidiformes; Tetranychidae
Exons: 3
Coding region: 94-516 (140 amino acids)
Source: RefSeq, a predicted model, not a curated record